Paramormyrops kingsleyae is the source of this 1793-nucleotide messenger RNA. NCBI's taxonomy places the organism in Eukaryota, Metazoa, Chordata, Actinopteri, Osteoglossiformes, Mormyridae. The record is from RefSeq and is a predicted model, not a curated record.
UGAAAAACAGGGCACACAGCCCUGCGGUCGGGUCUUUGAAUCAGUGCGCCCUGCGGAUAAUCGGACAGCUGGGUGCGCGUCCCCGCAGCGCGUCCCCGCUGCGGCAGGAAACAUGGCGGCGCUCCCGUCUCUGGCACAGCUGUCCGGUGGAAACCCCAUAUAUGAGAACUUCUACAGACAGGUCGAUCCCAGAAGUACAGGCAGGGUGGGAGCCAGUGAGGCUGCACUAUUCCUGAAGAAGUCAAAGCUUCCUGACAGUACUCUGGGCCAGAUAUGGGAGCUGGCAGACCCCAAUGGAAAAGGCUUCCUGGACAAGCAGGGCUUCCUGGUAGCUCUGAGGCUUGUGGGUCGAGCCCAGAGUGGUCAGGAAAUCAGCCUCACUGGCCUCGAGCUCCCGGGACCCCCGCCCACGUUUACUGACACAGGCAGUCCGAUUCUGGGCAGCAUGUCCUUGGGCGACGCCCACUGGGCUGUGAAGCCGGAGGAGAGGGAGACAUUCAGUGACAUUUUCGAGAGCCUGUCCCCAGUAAACGGACUGUUGUCCGGCAAGAAAGCAAAACCAGUGCUGAUGAAGUCUAACCUGCCUAUGGAAGUCCUGGGAAAGGUGAGUCUGUGUCCAUCUGCCCCCUGCUCUUCUGGUUCAUGCGCCAUGUCUCUCCCCCUCCCUCAGGAAAGCUUGAACUCAGGGGGGCUGGUUGAGCUCACUGGGAUCAAAGAUCUGGAUGAUGUGAGCCUGGAGAUUGCUGAGCUGCAGAGGGAGAAAUCUUUGCUGGAGAAGGAGGUCAGGGAGAAGGAGGAGGCCAUCAGGCACAAAUCAAGUGAGGUGCAGGAGAUGCAGAGGGACCUGGAGCGGGAGACCAGUGGCCUGCAGCAGCUGGAGGCGCAGAAGCAGGACGCCCAGGAGCGGCUGCAGGAGAUGGACCAGCAGAGGGCGAAGCUGGAAUCCAUGCUGGCCGACGUGCGGCUCAAGUGCCGGGAGGAAUCCCACACGGUCACCUCUCUGCAGAGCCAGAUCCAGUCGCAGGAGGCGGACAUUCAGAGCCAGGAGGCGGAGCUAGGAGAGGCGAGGGCGGAGCUGGGGCGCUUACAGCACGAGGAGACUCAGCUGGAUCAGAGCGUGCGUGCGGGCAGGACGCGGCUGGAUGCUGUCACAAGGUCCCUCAAAGCCACACAGGAGGAGAUCAGCCAGGCACGCAGUAAGCUGUCCCAAAUCCAGGCCAGUCAGGAGGAGGUGAAGAGGACCAUCGAGGAGUACGGCAGCAUCCUAAACGGAACCGGCUCAAUCAACCUGGCCGACACCUUUCCGCUAGAAGACGCCCAGCAGGACCCUUUAAGGACAAAGGCCUCCCCGUUCCCGGUGCCGUCCCAGGAGCUGACCUCUGACCCCUUCCCGACGGAGGACCCCUUCAAAUCAGACCCCUUCAAAGACACGUUUUCCGGUGACCCUUUCAAAGGCAGUGACCCUUUCAAGACAUCCUCAUCCGAUGGCUUCUUCGAGAGGGACCUCUUCUCGCCAUCUGCGUCGUUCGGCCCCUCCUCCAGGGCUGCCUCCGUUGGGCCCAAAUCAAACACUUCAGACCUCUUCAGAGCUUCCGACCUCUUCAGCAGCAGCGACUUCGCCGACUUCAGUCACAUGACGAAGGGCCUGGUGGACGACCCCUUGGCCCGGAGGCAGCACAGCCCGGCGAGGUCCCCGGCAAGGAUGGGACCCCCCCGGCCCGCCCCCCCCAGCGCAGCCUGGAAGUGAGGUCAGGCUGGAGCAGUCAGGCUCUGGAGGUCCUGCUUGCAAACCC